CAGGAGAGACCGUUGUAUGGAGAGCCACAUACUUCUACCCUUCUUUGAGUUUGUGAUAUACAACGAAUUGUCAAAUCAAAUCCUUCCUCCAGUUAUCUUUCUUUCUCGUAAUAUUACUGAUUUGUAUUUUUGAGCGCAGAUCUGCGGUAUCCAGCGAUCCUCGAGUCUGUCACCCCGCUGCGGUCCUCGCGCGCACUCGCGCCUAUAGCUAAAGCCGUGAAUUUUUCAAAAGCACUACCAGGACUGCCAAACUGUUUGGACAGGUGGACAGCUUCUUCUCGUCCCGUGCAAACAUGGAAGGGGACGUUAUGGAUAAACUGGAGGACAUGGCCUCAGUGUGCGAGUUCGACCCCAUCACGGGGAGUAUCCCAGCCACCAAAGUGGAGAUCACAGUUUCAUGCAGAAACCUGUUAGACCGAGACACAUUCUCCAAAUCUGAUCCUUUGUGCAUCCUUUACACUCAGGGAGUGGAGUCGAAGCAAUGGCGUGAGUUUGGAAGAACAGAAGUCAUCGACAACACUCUGAACCCAGAUUUUGUAAGAAAGUACAUCCUGGACUAUUUCUUUGAGGAGAAGCAGACUCUUCGCUUUGACAUAUUUGAUAUCGACUCCAAAAGUCCAGAUCUGACCAAACAUCCCUCCGAAUCCAACGACUUCCUGGGUCAGACCUUCUGCACUCUGGGUGAAAUAGUGGGUUCGCCAGGCAGUCGUCUGGAAAAGCCUUUGGGUGGUAUACCUGGGAAGAACUGUGGUAAAAUUAUUCUCACUGCGGAGGAACUAGGAAACUGUAGGGACUGUGCAACAAUGCAAUUCUGUGCACAUAAACUGGAUAAGAAAGACUUCUUUGGCCGCUCUGAUCCGUUCAUGGUUUUCUACAGAAGUAAUGAAGAUGGAACGUUUACUAUCUGCCAUAAAACAGAGGUAGUAAAAAAUACGCUGAACCCUGUGUGGCAACCAAUCACCAUUCCUGUCAGAGCACUCUGCAAUGGAGACUAUGAAAGGUCGAUUAAAGUCGAGGUAUAUGACUGGGACAGAGAUGGCAGUCAUGAUUUCAUUGGCGAGUUCACUACCAGCUACAGAGAGCUUUCACGCGGUCAGAGUCAGUUCAAUGUAUAUGAGGUGGUGAACUCCAAAAAGAAACUAAAAAAGAGGAGAUACAUCAACUCGGGGACUGUGACAUUGCUUUCGUUCAGUGUGGAGGCUGAACACACAUUCCUGGACUACAUUAAAGCAGGCACACAGAUCCAUUUCACAGUGGCCAUUGAUUUCACUGCUUCCAAUGGGAACCCUUCACAGUCCACCUCUCUGCACUACAUGAACCCCUAUCAGAUGAACGCGUACGCCAUGGCGUUGAAGGCCGUUGGAGAGAUCAUUCAGGACUAUGAUAGCGAUAAGAUGUUUCCCGCAUUGGGCUUCGGAGCCAAACUUCCUCCUGAUGGCAGGGUUUCCCAUGAAUUUCCCCUGAAUGGCAAUGUAGAUAAUCCGUACUGCAAUGGGAUGGAGGGCAUCCUUGAGGCUUAUCACCAGAGUCUGAAGACCGUCCAGCUAUACGGACCCACCAAUUUUGCUCCUGUUAUAAACCAUGUAGCAAGGUAUGCUGCUGCUGUACAGGAUGGCUCUCAAUACUUUGUGCUCCUCAUCAUCACAGACGGUGUGAUAUCAGACAUGGCUCAUACCAAAGAAGCCAUUGUCAAUGCGGCUAUGCUACCCAUGUCCAUCAUUAUUGUUGGAGUUGGCCAGGCGGAGUUUGAUGCCAUGGUCGAACUGGAUGGUGAUGACGUAAGAGUAUCGUCCAGGGGAAAGCUGGCGGAAAGGGACAUAGUACAGUUUGUACCAUUCAGAGACUACAUGGACCGGACGGGUAACCAUGUUCUGAGCAUGGCACGACUCGCCAAGGAUGUCCUGGCUGAGAUCCCGGAUCAGUUAAUCUUAUACAUGAAAUCAAGGGGCAUCAAACCCAACCAGACACCACCGGACUACAGCCCUCCUGUCCUUAGCCCAUCACCCACCAUAUGAGUUUAUCCUGUCUGCUCCAGACUGCAAAAUACAAGGAAAAACUGCUUAUGUUACCUUCAAUUUGGAUCUUUUACAAAGACAACACAACUAAUUUGGUACGAGUUUACCGGCUGAAGAGGGGAUGGUUCGGAAUUUGCACACUGAAGAAAUGAAAAACUUUAUAUAUCUGUGUUCUGGCAUUUUGACAGAAAAAUAUGAUGUCAAUAGGCGUUUUUCUCAAAAUUUGCCAACAUUAUAAAGAGAUUUAUACUUGUUAAUUUUAUGUAAUCUACUGUAAUUCAGAUCAAGUGUGAAUGGGGAAGAUCAUUAUAAACAAACACCAAUUCUAAGAUCAUUUAGCAUCUGCAACUAAACUAAAGGUAGUUUUUGUGUGUCGCAUGUCAGGACCAUACAGUAUCUUUAUUAAGAGAGUGUUAUAUAAGAGAUUGUAAUAAUUUCUAUGUAAGUAUUUUAUAGUCAUUAAAGUGAGGUAAAGAUUAUUAGAAAUACUAUAAGUAUAAUAAAAAUAAGUCAUCUUAAGUGCUUGCUUGAAAAAUAGUAUCUGUAUAGGUGAUCCAUCAUGUAGUGAUCUGGUUUGGUUUUAGAAAUUGUAGAUAGUUUGUGUUAAGGUGUUUUAUUUUUCCACAGGGAUUUUUUUUAUUAUUUUUUAGUACAAAAAGAAUUCCCAUUGCAGUUUCCCAUUUAUAGCUUUUUACAUCUGUGCUUAGAUUUUCUAUUGUAAAGCAAAAAAUCCAGGGUAAACCUAUUGUACAUUACAUUACUACAUUGUAUUAAUUGUACUUGCAUAUUAUAGGUAAAAUCGCUUGAGGAGAAAAAGUUAAAGCCGUUUACAAAAAUUUUUUUUUUUGGACAUGAGUCUAAAGAGAAGCACAAAUAUUUUCUUAAUGCUGUAAAAUUUGUAAACCAUAUGAAUCAGACACUGUACACUUUCAGCUCUCAAAAACCAUUGGGAUUUGUAAAUACAAUAAUAGAGCCCUCAAUUCCUUAACACUCUGGAGCCAGUAUACAGUAUCUAAAUAUUUCACAGCAGAUCUUCAGACACUCAAAACCCAUCAGGGAGAUGGUGGGAAAGGCCUUGCAGCUAACUGGCAUAGAUGAGAUGAGAUGAGACAGACUGUUGUUUUUUCUUAAAGCACCAACUGAAGUGCUACAAGUGACUCACCUGAUGCCCAUGUCCAGCCAUGCUGAACCUUUAGCUACUCAUUCUCUGGAUUCUUGCUGACUUUUAAACACAUUUUUAAUUAUUUACUAUGACAGGGUUUCAAAAGAUAUAACUCUAACAGUGUGCAAAAAAAUAAUGCAAUUUAAAAAAAAUCUAGCUUUGGAUAAUCAUACAAGCAUCAAUACAGCCUAUUAGGUUUACUGGCUUUAUGUAUGUUUACUUAAAGAAUUGUUUACCUUUGGUGAUUACUACUGUAUGGUUAACAAGGAUAAAUUAGCAAACGUUUCCAUAACGUCUUAUUUAAACUUAAAGAAAAACACAAUUUUUCAAUAUUUUACUAUG
Messenger RNA from Paramisgurnus dabryanus, 3519 nucleotides. RefSeq names its product copine Va (gene cpne5a). The record is from RefSeq and is a predicted model, not a curated record. Gene Ontology annotation, biological process: cellular response to calcium ion. Gene Ontology annotation, cellular component: plasma membrane. Gene Ontology annotation, molecular function: calcium-dependent phospholipid binding. NCBI's taxonomy places the organism in Eukaryota, Metazoa, Chordata, Actinopteri, Cypriniformes, Cobitidae.